This is a messenger RNA of Zerene cesonia (dogface butterfly), 1959 nucleotides long. RefSeq names its product kynurenine formamidase. The transcript is spliced from 6 exons. Lineage: Eukaryota; Metazoa; Arthropoda; Insecta; Lepidoptera; Pieridae. The record is from RefSeq and is a predicted model, not a curated record. The coding region runs from base 31 to 1218 and encodes 395 amino acids.
GAUGAUGCGUUCACGCGCGAUCGUGAUUUAAUGUUUCGUGUGUGUCACUAUGUUCUAAUACACGUGCUAUACAACCUGUUUGGAUUUUUUACCAGCGAGAGAUUUUAUACAUUAUCUUCAUAUAGUGUAGGAACACAAAAAAUUGAAGCAGUAGGAUUUCGUAUUUUAGCCAAGUUUAUAUCGUUAAGGUGUCUUGAGUGUAAAAUGAAGAAACAAAAUAGAUUGAUUAUAAUAAUAAAAACGUUAUUCAAGUGGAUUAACACGGGACAGAAAAUAGCGCCGAUUCAGAAAAAUAAAAAGAUACCACGUGUAAAAUCUGAUAAUAUGGCUCUUAUAAUCGAAGAUAUGGAUCUCGAGAAGCAGUAUUCCCCAAGCAGAUGGUCAACAAGAUUUAAUACAGCACAAGAAGUGCUGCAGCACCAUGUGGCUUUUGUAACAGCAGCGAGCGAGGCUGCCGUCAACAAUAUACCACAUAAAUUAGAAAUCGAAUACGGCUCUACUCCCGGACAAAAAUUGGAUAUUUUGGGAACGGACCUUCCAGACGACGCUCCAAUCUUGGUAUUUGUUCACGGUGGCUAUUGGCAGGAACUCUCCCGGGAAGUGUCCCGGUACCCAGCUCUGCCCCUGUACCGAUCCAGAAUCAAGACAAUCGUGGUCGGCUAUGAUCUCUGUCCUGCAGCCACUCUGCCGGAAAUCGUCAAUCAAAUAGAAAAGGCAGCUAAAUUUGUAUUUGAAUAUGCUGAGAAAAUGGGUUCUAGAGGUAUAUAUUUCGCUGGUCACUCGGCCGGUGCUCAUCUAGUCGCCAAGCUGUUAUCUAACGCCGAUUUCUUAGAUAACACACCAGGGACACAGCGCUUGCAAGCAGCUUUCCUCGUCUCCGGCAUAUACGAUUUAAGAGAACUGAUUCACACUUCAGUAAACGAGGCAGUGCAAUUGCCGCGUGAGUGGGCAGCGCCAUUGUCCCCUCAAUUUGACUGUUACACACACUUGCAAGUGCGAAAAACUAGAGUAUACAUAUUAGCAGGCCAAAACGACAGUCCCAAAUUCAAAAAGCAAUCGAGAGAGUUCUUUGAACUGCUACACAACAGUUGUCUGAUGCAAAAUAUGUAUUUAGAGAUAAAAGAUGACUUGGACCAUUUCGACAUUGUCGAGUGUUUCGCUAACGACGACAAUUAUCUCAAGAAUCUGAUGGUGCACGACGUUCGUAAACAUUUAUAAAGUGCUUGUCGUUUGUUAUUACUACAUUGUACAUUUAGACUAAGUCCAUUCUUUUAUAGCGCGUUUAUAUAAAAGAGCUGAUUUUAUCUUACAAUUGAAUUAAUCUAUUUUAUACAGGUAGACAAUGUUACUGUGGAAUGCGAAUAAAGCUCGAAUAGUAGAAUCGCUAGAUAAUAUUUUAAGCUAAAAACUAACUAGCUACUACUGGAAGCGGUUAAAAAAAUGUGUAAUUGAUAUCAAAAGAAACGAAUGAUAAUAUUAUACGUUAAUAUUAUAGCUAUGAAUAUAAACGGCACUGAAAUUUUUAUACCUACUUUAAAUAUUAUUAUCUAUAAAUUAUCAUCGUAAUAAUUUUGGACUAAUUUAAAUAUUAGAAGGUCCUACAUCUUAAAGAAAUUGUUAUGUAUAUAGGAUGUUUGGUAGAGUAUCCGUCAAACCAAGUAGGCGUGUUUAGAGACCCAUUUGAAAAUACAAUGCUAAAAAACCUAAUUCUGCAUUUUUUAUGUUUUGUUUUACUUUUUUACAUCCAACUCUAACUUCUCCAAACACCUAAAUAUUAUGUACGUAUAUUUUAUAUGUAAAAUGUAAAUGUUGAUAAUGGGUAAUACAUGUAAGUGAAAUUAUGUGAAAUUCAGGAACAACGUGUUUAUGACAUACAAUAACUUUUAUCAUAAUGUAAUAUAAUAUUUUAUAUAAGGAAACACCAUAAGAAUAAAAUGAUAUUCCACCGUAAGCAUUUAU